AUGGCCCAUGAGGGCGCGAUGCCUCCUUUGCUGCCGAAGCUCGAGGGUCCCAAGAUCUCAGCGCCGGGGCAGUUCGGAACGGCCGAGUCGCUGACGCCAGGCGAGAAGAAGUUUUCGGUGAUGGAGUCGUGGAGGCAUCGCUUUGAUAUGAUUCACUCCUGCAUUCGUAUGAUCGCCAAGGAGGGUCAUGGACUUCGUCCAGAGGUUCUUACCUUUUCAGCCAUGUCCCCUGGGAAGUGCUUGAUCUAUGACAUACACGGUUUCCGUGCCCACAAUGCUUGGCAGAGAAAGAAUGUCCUGACAGAAUCGACCACCCUCGGGAUACCCCUGCAAGUGGAGAACGGCCAGCUGGACGAUACUUGCGGCGUCCAGGUGCUGAAAUUCGACGACGACUCCGGAAGAGUCACCUAUCUCAAGAACUUCACAAAAAAGGUGGUGCGCGAAGCCCAUAAUGAGGAGGGCUCUGCAGCACUACUGGUGGUAGACCCAGAGGGCGUAGAAGUGGCCUCUUUUGGCUUGGGCCCUAGCGGCCGUGGCUUCUUUGCUUCUCAAGCAAAGGAGAAGCCGAUCCGACAGGUGCUGGUCUUGUUAGGUCCCAUCGAUUGCAACCUCCCGGACGAUCGAAAGGAUCUCAUUGAGGCCUGUUUGGAAGGAGGCUGCGACGGUCCUUUGCGCUUGGCUUUCACCUCCUGGAGACUGCCAAAUGCGGCAGUUGGGGAUCUGUUGAUGCAGCAUGAUCGGUGUGAGCUACUCCCUUUACUGGAGGAUCUCCGUGCAGUGGGCGAAGAGCAGUACAAGCUUUUCUUAAAGAGCUUUCAGAUGACGCUCCAGGUCAUGGCACUGAAUUCCGAUCAGCCGGAUCUAAUCAACGACUUCCACGAGGCUGCGAGCCAGAAGCCGGUGGAAGACCUUCCCCUGAGGCCGAGACCGCCGAAGCAUCCCCCUCCCGCCCACCUUAAGGCCAAGACGAGCUCCGAAAUUUUCAGCUCGGAGAGGGAGGCCUCCACAGCCAUCGAGGCCGAGCGUGAACCCCAUGAGCCUCGGGAGCCACCGGAGCCGCCGAAGACUCUGCGGAUGCUGCCCACAGCGAAGAAGAGGCCCUGGAAGGAUGCUGCAGAUCCGGAGGAGAUAGGAGAUGCGUUCAUCAAGAAGGUUGAUGAAUGUGAGAUGGAGAAUUUGGUUAGCUGCUGCAGCUUGUGGCCCCAAAUCCCUUGGCGACCCGCAAAAGUGGGAAUCUUCAUCGCGCCAGACAGCCAAGCGGUCUUCCGCUUGGGACAGCUCCGAAGCCUCCGUUGCCUCAGUUCGCAGCCGCCGGCCCUGGAGUUGCUGCUCGGACCGUUUUUUUUGUUUUUGUUUUUUUGUUUUUUCAAUUUUUGUUUUUUGUUUUGGGGUUUGGGGUUUAGUUGCUGA
Symbiodinium sp. CCMP2592 is the source of this 1410-nucleotide messenger RNA. NCBI's taxonomy places the organism in Eukaryota, Dinophyceae, Suessiales, Symbiodiniaceae. The record is from the annotation of a GenBank genome assembly.